Colletotrichum truncatum is the source of this 1545-nucleotide messenger RNA. RefSeq names its product Quinate permease 6. The record is from RefSeq and is a predicted model, not a curated record. Gene Ontology annotation, cellular component: membrane. Gene Ontology annotation, molecular function: carbohydrate:proton symporter activity. Gene Ontology annotation, biological process: transmembrane transport; carbohydrate transport. NCBI's taxonomy places the organism in Eukaryota, Fungi, Ascomycota, Sordariomycetes, Glomerellales, Glomerellaceae.
AUGCCGAGCAAGCAAUUAGUCUACAAUUGGUAUGUCGCCCUUGUGGCGGCUGGAUGCAUGAUUCUUAUGGGAUACGAUGCAUCUGUCUUCAAUUCUGUUCAAGUUUCGCCUAAUUGGAAGGCCCAUUUCAACACACCCAAUGCCCACAUGAUCGGACUCAUAAAUACCACCUACACUGUUGGGGGUAUUGUCACAGGCUGGUUCUUCUCUGGGCCUAUUGCAGACUAUUUCGGCCGCCGAUGGGGAAUGGGUAUUGGCUGCAUGAUCACAGUCGUAGCCACUUUCAUCCAAACUUUUACUCCGUGGCAUCAAAUUGGUGUUUUUAUUUUCGGUCGUAUCUUAAUAGGCGUAGGCCAAGCCGUAGCCAUCACUUCCGGUCCUAUUUAUAUCGGCGAAAUAACUGAGUCGCAUAUUCGCGGAAAGGUCAUGAGCUUCUGGCAGAUGUUCUACUCAGUGGGAUCUUUCAUCGCAUACUGGAUCAACUACGGUGCUGCCCAACGCCGUCAAACACUAGGGGACUGGGAUUGGAAGAUGGUGGUGAUUUUCCAGCUCAUGAUGCCUGUCAUAAUCAUUGCGCAACUGCCAUUCAUUCCUGAGUCCCCACGAUGGCUUAUCAGUCGCCGUAAAGAUGUUGAAGGCGCUCGGAAAGCCUUGGCAAGAGUUAGAUCAGAAACCGACAAGGUUGAGGAAGAGAUUAGGGCAAUUCGUGAGGCUAUCGAGUACGAAAAAGAAGCUCAGUCAGAAGGUUGGAAGGCUUACCUCGCUUUAUUCAAAGACCCCAGCAUUCGAAAGCGACUAUAUAUCACGUUCUUCAUCAAUGUUGGGCAGCAGUUGAGUGGGCAAGGCACGCUUAACAGCUAUUCAUCGACUAUUUACGCCAAAGUCUUCAAAGAUUCUAAUACCAUCAACCUUAUCAACGCCUUGAACGCCACAUUCGGAAUUUUGUUUACACUUAAUGCUGUAUGGACAGUGGAUAGAUAUGGCCGAAAGUUUCUUUUCUUGGUCGGUGCCUGCGGCAUGGCCAUGUGCACUAUGCUUAUUCCUGUUGUUGGCCUCACAACCCCGGGAACUCAGGAGAAGAGCCAGCCAGUCGGCAUUGCCAUUACCUUCCUUGCCUUUCUUUUUGCGUUCUUUUACAAGCCAACCUGGGGAGCAACUACAUGGACAUAUACAAGUGAAGUCUUUCCACUCAACGUCCGAGGUCCAGCUGUUGGCAUGAGUGUGCAAAUGCAGGGCGUGGCCAACACCAUAUUUCAGCAGUUUUUCCCCAUUUUCUAUCAGAACGAAGGAUUAAAGACAUUUUUCUUCUUCAUGACCACGAAUGUAUGUCUUGCAUGUGUCGUCUAUUUCAUCCUGCCGGAAACUAAGCAGGUUCCUCUUGAAGAAAUGGAUGCACUAUUUGGAGGAGUGAAUCACGUCGAGAAGGGUGCUGCAAUUUUUCAUGAGGCCGAUGCACAAAAUGAGACUGCUGCACAUGUUGUCAGCAGCGAGAACAACAAGGGACAAGAUAUCGAAAUGGUAGAGGGCAAUGAGAGGAGGGUUUAA